CAGGUAGUUACACCUUUGUAAACCUGUCUUGGGAUAAAAAUAGAUUUUUUCAUAGCAUGUCUUCAGGGCGGUGAGCUUACAAACUGGGGAUUGCAGAAUCGUGAACAUGAUGAAGAUGCUGCCUUGGGUGAAGACCCUGUGUGGGAUUAGUAUCCUUAUUGUUAUAGUUUGUGGGCAGGAGCCUCCCAGAUUUAUAAAGGAUAUGUCUAAUGUCAGGGUACGUGAGGAUACCACUGUAGGUAGUGUUGUGUACACCCUAUUGGCAGAGGGGGGAGGAACAGGACCUAUCACAUAUGGAAUGAUAGAGACUGAUAAAUUCUUUGUGGACAGGGCAACAGGUGAAGUCAAACUGAGAAGAUUGCUGGAUUAUGAGACAAAUCCUCAGCUAUUUGUAACAGUAACAGCACUGGGAAGCAAUAAUUUAAUGGCACAAAGGACUUCGAAAGUCAUUAUUGUUGACGCCAAUGAUAAUGCUCCAGAAUUUUCAGCUGAUACUUUGUCAUUCACAGUGUCUGAGGAUGCAGCUAUUGGCACAGUAGCAUAUGAUAGUUUGGUAAUCACAGACUUGGAUGUGUCUAACAGUGGACUUAUUACACUGGUAUGCAAUACCACCAAGGCUGCAGCAAGUCCUUAUCCUGAUGUUUGUAAUAAAUUCAAACUAAGAUUGAAGUCGGUAUCUAACAAGGACUGGAGGGGGUCAAUUUACUUGGAUGGCACCCUGGAUUAUGAAUCUAAACCAUUUUAUCAGAUGCCACUAACAGCAUUUGAUGGUAGGUUUUACACAGACAGAAGUUUAGAGAUCAGCGUCCUGAAUGUGCAGGAUGCUCCGCCCAGAUUUAUUAAAGCUAACGACAUCAACAAACCAGAAGGAAUACCAGCGAACACAAUUCUUGACUAUGUUCAAGCAAUUGAUGGGGAUUCAGACAAUCCAAGACAGAUCGUCUAUGAGUUCACACAGAGUACUGGAAAUAAGUUCUCCAUUAACACGACUACUGGAAAUAUCAGCAAUAACAUUGCAUUGGAUCGAGAAUCUCCAGAAUUUGCUUUAGGCUAUGAAGAUUUAGGAAUCAUUGCUCGUGAGGUGAUCAGUAAUAACCCUCUAGUGAAAGGGAACGACCCCCAGACAACGGCUAAAAUUUCCAUCCGGGUCAAUAUCUACGAUAUCAAUGACCAGGCUCCGACCUUCAACCCUGUCAACUAUGAGGUUACCAUCCCCGAGGAUAUCCCAAACAAAACGCCCCUCCCUAACCUCAGUCUGAGAGUCACUGAUCUAGAUGUUGGACCCAAUGGUGUAUACACACUGACCUUGGACCAAUACACCAAUGAGUUUGAGGUGUCUCCGGGGACAGGACAAGGGUCCACUCCAGCCAUCAUUCUGAUCCGAAACACCUCCCUCAUAGACUAUGAGAGGGGUCCUAGACAAUAUGUCAUGAAGAUCGUUGCCCAGGAAACCCAGACAGAGACGCCCCAGCAGUCUGGCACUGCUACAGUGACAGUCAACAUCCUGGAUGUCAAUGACAACCUGCCACAGUUCACACAGCCCAACUUCGAAGAGAGUAUAUUGGAAACUGCUCCAGGGGGCACCAGUGUCACCAAAAUACAGGCGACAGACCCGGACUCUGGUAUUCUUGGUACUGCUGGUAUUCGCUACGGCCUGAUUGGUGACGGCGUUAACCUGUUUCGUAUUGACCCAACUUCUGGGGUUGUUUUUGUGGAAAAUUGCCCAACCCCUGGGGCAGGAAGUUGCAUUGACUAUGAGAAGAAGCACCGCUAUGACAUGACGGUGACAGCUCGGGACAACAAUGGGCUGGGACAGGCUGUCACUAUCAACCUCAUCAUCAACAUCCUGGAUGUCAACGACAACCCCCCAGCAUUCACCACCUCAGACUAUACAAGUUACAUUGAGGAAAGCAAGAUAGAACCAAGUCCAGUUGUUAUAGUAACGGCUAAUGAUCCUGACUCCAACAGCCAGAUCUCAUAUUCAGUAAUUGCUGACCCCACCAACUUGUGGCAGAUAGAUCGAAACACCGGGAAGGUCACUGCCAAACAACCCAUAUUCUAUAGGGACACCCCUGCCAACCAGGGAUUCUUUAUAAUCACGGUGCAAGCAACAGAUGGCAAAUUCAACCCUACAGCAAAUGUCAAGAUCUUUGUCAUUGAUAUAAAUGACAAUGUUCCAGUGUUUGAAAGUACCAAUUACCGUGAAGUUAUAAGCGAAACCACAAGUGGAAAUGUAUAUGUUUUAACAGUCAAAGCCAAUGAUAAGGACUCCCCCACUACUGGAGCUGGAAUCAUUGAUUACAGCAUUGAGAUUGGAGCCAGUGGCAAGUUUGUUAUCAAUGGAACCACUGGUGUCAUUUCUACUUCCUUGGAUGCCACAUUUGAUUACGAUUUGACUCGCAUGUAUAAUAUGACUGUCAAGGCCAGAGACAGAGGUCGUCCCCAGCAGACAGGCACGUGUUAUGUCACCAUAGAGAUCACUGACACCAAUAACAAGGACCCUUACUUUACCCCCUCCACACAGAGAGCUGAUGUUUAUGAAAAUGUUGCCAUCGGAUUCAGUGUCCACAAGAUGAGAGCCGCUGAUCCGGAUGACAAUUCCAUGCUCAACUUUUUCUUGGUGGAACCCAUCUCUGCCAUCACACCAGAUGGAGUGCCAGUUGAUAGAAGCAACUAUGACAUCACCCAACUGUUUACCAUAAACCAACAGACAGGUGAUGUACAGACAAACAUUAAACUGGAUCGAGAUCGAGCCUCUGUGGUAACUCUCACGGUCCACGUAGUGGACGUGACAGCGACUCCACAGCAGACAGGAACAGGAAACCUCAUCAUCAACAUCCUGGAAUACAACGACCAACACCCCCAGUUCCUGCCAUACAACAAUGUAACCAUUGACGAGGAACAGCCAAUCGGAACAUUCGUUAUGGCAUUGCUGGCCACGGAUCAAGAUGAUCCUAUUGCAGAGUACCAGAUUAUUCAAAAUCCAGAUAACUUUUUUGCCAUUGGAUAUCAGACAGGUGUUGUCAGUAUCAGUAGUCGGGUUGAUUUUGAGGAGGUGGAAUUUUCUCAGUUCACUGCUCAGGUGUGGGACAGUGGAACCCCUCGCCUUGGUAACACGACCACUGUGUAUGUCACCAUCAGGAACAUCAACGACAACUCUCCCAUAUUUAAUCAGGGUGCUUACACAGUUCGUAUACCAGAAAAUUCGAAGGGAGGAAAAUUUGUGACAAAUGUUUUUGCAACUGAUAAAGACAAAGGAGACUAUGGGGUAGUUCGAUAUGCCUUGGAUUCUGAGGAAACACGAUUUACCAUUAACAACAUCUCAGGUGAAAUAUUUGUUGCACCAGGAGCAAAAUUAGAUCGUGAGGAGUUGAGUGAACUCGACAUACAGGUCACUGCCUACGACAGCCCUCUUCAUGCGGUUGUUCGCAGAUUCUCAACUGUUACAGUGUACAUCACCCUACAAGAUGAGAAUGACAACCCUCCCAAGUUCAACCAGCCCGAGUAUCUCCAGCAGAUCAUUGAGACUAUUCCUAUCUACACCCACGUGCUGCAGGUGUUUGCCAGCGAUCCUGAUGAUGGGAACAAUGCCAGGUUACAGUUCUCCAAGGUGCCUGGCUCAGGAGACCCUGACAAUUUCUUUGCAAUUGAACCAACAAAUGGUAGAAUUCGAGUAGAUAGAAGCUUGCUGAGGAAUUCUGGGACUUACGUAUUUCACAUCAUGGCCCGUGAUGAAGGUGGGAGUGGACCGUUUAAUAGCACAGCCAAAGUUACCAUUAUUGUCCUAGAGGCCACAAACUCUCCUCCAGAAUGGACCAUUCCACCCUUAGACAACAUGACCAUCAAUGUAUUAGAGGAGCAGUACCUCGGGAUGUUGGUGUACGAUGUGGAAGCCAAGGACUCCGAUCGCAAUGAUAACGGCAUCAUCGACUAUGGAUUCUAUGUCAAUGGUGUUUACACCACCAUCACCAAUGAGUUCCGUAUCAACCCAAUCACAGGUGUCAUCAGAGCCGAAAAGGUGUACGACAGGGAGACCCGAGACCGCUACCUGCUUCUGCUUGUUGCCCGUGAUCGAGGAGACCCAUUCCUGGAGACCACGCGGUAUUUAUCCAUCAAAAUCCUGGAUGUUAACGAUAAUGAUCCCAAAUUUCCAACCAAUUCUAAUGGUGAGACAAAAGAGAUCCAGUUUGAGGACAUUGAUGAGAACAAACCAGUCAACUCUUCCCUUGGGAGACUGCUUGGGAGUAGUUUUGAGGCCAAGGACAUAGAUGAUGCUCAGUACUCCAAGGUCUUCUAUUACAUCAUCAGUGGAAAUGAGAAGGGAUAUUUCCGAUUGAUUCCUGAGACUGGAGAUCUGAUUUUGACAAAGAGGCUGGAUAGAGAAGAACAGAGUGUGUAUCUGUUGGACAUACAGGCCACUAACAAUAUAAGUGAUUACACAGUUAUCCGGAGUCGGCGCCGGAGGGCCAUGGAUCCAAGCAUCGCCACCUGGAGGAUCCAGAUCAAGAAUGCCAACGAUGUUCGACCAGAUUUUACCCAGAAUCUCUACCAUGGGUGUAUCUCUGUCCGUUCUUCCCUUGGUCAGAGCAUUUUGAAGGUGGAGGCUGUGGAUGCAGACUCUGUGGGAUCUGUGACCUACUCCAUUCAGCAGGGGAACAGGGAUAAUGCGAUUGGGAUUGACUCCCGCUCCGGUGUCCUGUAUAAUGCGGUCCUGAUGAACAGCUACGGGGGACAGACUUUUGACCUGAAGCUUCGGGCCACAGACCAGGGAACACUGUAUCACAACACCACUGCCCUGAUAUUUGUGACCGAGCCGACUAGACAAGUCAAGUUGGUUCUUAAACAACCAGCUACUGAAGUCAGGCAGUUCUUUGAACAAAUUAAGAAAUCCCUCCAGAAACUUACCCUACAGAAUGGGGACUUUAUUUUUGACUAUGUAUGCGCCACCCAAAUUGUUGACCAUGUUCUAGAUGAUGGACAGACUACAUCCAUCUGGUCAUCUGAUACGCUAUGGUCUGACGUGUACAUAUCUGGCAUCCGUCGUAACUAUAACGGAGCCUCGUACUACAUCUAUCCCACGACUGAAUUACUGAAUCUCCUAAACCAACAAAGAUCAGCCAACAGUGACCAGUUUGAUAUGUUAUAUAUACAGAACAUUGAGGCGGGCAAUGCAGAGAAGAACUACCUGGACCGGACGCCCACAAUGGUGGUGAUGAUACUAGUCAUCAUCCUCAUCAUCCUCGCUCUCCUCUUCCUCCUGCUGGCAUGUUGGUGUAUCAGAAGCAGGCGUAAACAGAAAGAAGAGAGACUGCGAUACAAGAGCAGUUUCAGAGGAGGGUAUGAUCCAUCUUUCCAACAAGUACCAGAGUUCAAGAUAUAUGAUAACUCCGGCUUCCAGAACGAUGAACCAGUUCCUCGAGAACCAAUGUAUGCCAAAGUCGGGAAGGGCCGGCUGGAUGAGAGAGCUCCAGAACCUAUCCCUCAGCAGAUUGAGGAGAUCAAUGUAGAAAUUAGGGACGCUAGUCCAGAUUCUAGCCCCCCACCCAGCCCCCCUCCAAGUCCCAAAGACACCCCACGACUGUCGGAGCCUGCCGAAGAGGAUUACAGGAUAGAGACAGAAGUGAUGUAACCUUAAGCAACGUGUUAAAUCAUUGAUACCCAGCAAUAGUGCUGAAUCAUCAUCAAAUACUAGAGACAUACAGACAGAGAAAUGUAUUACUUCAAUGUAUCACUUGCCAUGUUGUUAGAUUAGGAGAGAACAAUCUCAAAAAAAGUAUAGGAUGUACUAGUAAUUCAUGCUCUCCUUGAAGCUUAUUUAUGUAUGUCGAAUUGUUUUUCUUUGGGGGGUUUGUAUGAAAUCUAUUGUCAACGGAAGUUAACAAGUCUUGUUGUAUUCUAAAACAUUUUUCUGAUUGAUAGAGAAAUCUUGAAGAUGACAUCAGUAUUUGAAAUCAGAUCUUAAGAUGCCGAGUUGGUAAAUUGUAAUUUAUACAUACAUGGAUUCUUUUGCAUUAGCACAAUGAUAUGAAAUGCUCCAUUUUUCUACUGUUUGUUAUUGAAUGAUAGAUUAUAGAAAAACACACAGUUUCAUUGAUGGAUGUGUUUGUAUGUGUUUUUGAAAAGUAUUUCUGCUUUUUUAUAUGUCAUUAACCAUUUUGAUACAAAUAUAUUUUUAUAUUUAAAUAAAACUUGAAUGAAAAUUGU
Messenger RNA from Magallana angulata, 6204 nucleotides. Its product is annotated as cadherin-87A-like. Gene Ontology annotation, biological process: homophilic cell-cell adhesion. The transcript has 39 exons. Gene Ontology annotation, molecular function: calcium ion binding. The record is from RefSeq and is a predicted model, not a curated record. Bases 107 to 5629 code for a protein of 1840 amino acids. NCBI's taxonomy places the organism in Eukaryota, Metazoa, Mollusca, Bivalvia, Ostreida, Ostreidae. Gene Ontology annotation, cellular component: plasma membrane.